Micropterus salmoides (largemouth bass) is the source of this 5985-nucleotide messenger RNA. Its product is annotated as formin-2. The transcript is spliced from 18 exons. Bases 408 to 4985 code for a protein of 1525 amino acids. NCBI's taxonomy places the organism in Eukaryota, Metazoa, Chordata, Actinopteri, Centrarchiformes, Centrarchidae. Gene Ontology annotation, cellular component: cytoplasm; nucleus; endoplasmic reticulum membrane. Gene Ontology annotation, biological process: intracellular signal transduction; intracellular transport. The record is from RefSeq and is a predicted model, not a curated record.
UUGACUUGGUGUUCUGUGUGCAGGCGGAAGCAGAAGCUUCUGUGUGCUCUGUUAAAUAUGGUUCCUGCAUCACUGUCUGACACUUCCAUAGCAUUAGCAUUGAUUGUCUAAUUUUAAACUGAAUAAACACAAGCGUGAUCUUUGACUGUUGCACAGUUCUGCAUGUUCCCAUGAUGAGGCUUGAUGAAGUUAGUGAGGGGAGUCUCAGACAGUGCUAAUGGGAGAUGGCCAAGGAGACCAGGCAUGUGACAAGGAAAAUACCAACUUCAUGUGACCCAUGGCUAAGGAGCGGCUCAUAGGCGAAGACAAACACCCAUUUGUGUUUUUUUCUUCAGUCAGUGCUGAUCCACUGAGGAAGAUCCACCAGUCAGAUUGUCUUCCCCCUGGGUGAAGCCACAGUGGUCAGGAUGCAGUCUAUUAAGACAGUGGAGACUCAAGUGCCCUUUCUGAAAGAGAGUUUCUUUACUACCACUUUCAAAGGCAGGAGGAAGAGCAGUGUUUCCAAUAUCCUCCGCAAACAACAGCACUCACUCCUUAAUCAACAAUGUCAACAACAACAGUGCAUUUUAGAGCACCAGCUGCAGCAUCCUAAGCUAUUUCUUUUCCCGUCGGUCGAAAAUGGAGAAGGGCAACGCACACCAGAGCAUCAGCGCCUUGCUCGCUCGAACAGCAGCCCGUUAUGCAAGACAGCUGAGCGUGCAGGAGCAGAUGGGGAUAGAAAGGAGGGGCAAAAGGAGAGGAAGGAUCAGAGAGUCAGAGAGGCUGUGCAGGAAAGUGGGGGGGAGCGAGUAGUGAGUGGUAGUGAGCCCGCGGCUGUCAGUGCUAGUCUCCUCCUCCUUUCAUCAUCAGCAUCAGCGGCACUGGGGAAGGCAGCAUCAUUCUCCCAGCUGCCUUUAACUGUAGUGGGCAGACAGCAGGGAUUAGGCGGCUCUGAAAACACUCCAACCAACAGAGGACAAGCAUCAGUAGCAGCCCAUGAGGAAGCCCUGCUUUCCCAGCCUCGACCCCAACAGCAUGGCCUGUUAGCCAAGGGUGUCCGCCUGCUCAGGAACAUGGGGAACCAGGAAACCAAGCAGAAGAAAGGAGGAGGAAGUGGUGGAGCAGCAGGGGACGUCUCCGGUAAUGGUGAUGCUGGUGAGAGGGAAGUAGACAAAAAAUCUAAAAAGUCCCACAAUAAGAUAAGUAAAGGAGGAGAACAUACUGGUAGGAAGAAAUCAAAGUCAGAGUCGAAGGGUUCUGUGUUUUCUGGUAUGAAGAUCAGGAAGAGUUUAUCAAAGGCCAAAGGGUUGUCUAAGGAUGACUUGUUGGAAGAUGGGAGUUCAGCGAACUUUGACAAAGCAGGGCUUAAGCCUGGUGCAGAGUCGAGCCUGUCAGCUGAUGAGAUGGGCAUGCUAUCAGAUGCUGAGGGGAACCUAAGCCGUUUGACCACAGACAGUCACCAAUCUAUGUUUGACGAGAUUGGCCGGAAGACAAGCUCUGGGUCGGAUGCUGACCUUUACAGUUUUCACUCAGCAGCAGCUGAAAAUGAAGACCUGCUCUCUGACAUCCAACAGACCAUAAGAGACCAAUGUAUGGCAAGUGAAAAAGACCCAGAAAAGGAAAUAUCUCACCAGCUAUUUAAUUUGGAUAUGGAAGUUUUCUUUCCCCCAGAUCGUAGCGAAUGCAUAUCUCAAGAAUUAAGCGAAGAGAAUAAGGAACUACAGAAAGAAAGCGGAGUCAUACCCAUAUCAAGAAAUUCAUCUGGUCCAGGGUCCCUGAGUGGGAGUGGUCCAUCAUAUUCAGGCCCAGAUAGCAGUGGCAGCCUUUUCCCAAAGACUAACAGCACAUAUAGCUUCCCUGACACUACAGCCACCACCACCUCGUAUGAGAGUGCUGAGGAGCCCCAGGAUGACCUGGAGAGCCCGGUUCAGCAGCAUCAGGAUAAUCUGACUGCACAGAGCACAUGUGUGCCGUGUGUCCGCUUGGAUCCUGUGGUGGCAGGGGCGGGGCCGAUGGGGCCUCAGAAAAGUGUGAGCAGCAUGGAUCUGUCUAUGGAGAGGGAGGGUGAAGAGGAAACCGGGAGACGGGACUUCCUGUCCCUGAAAAGGAGGAAGAGUAGUUUGUCUAUUAGCCUGCUGGUAACAGACGGUGCACCUGUUUCUCAGCCUAGACGGACCUCCUCCAACUCCCCCUCCACUGUUAAACUCUACCCUCCAGUCCACCCCUCCUAUGUUAAGACCACCACCAGGCAGCUCACCUCUCCAGUUAGCUCCCCCAUUACCAGCCCCCAUGUGCCCAGGAAAACAGAUGCCAUGGAUACUUCAGUGGAAUCCAGUGGGGCCAAGGGAUUUAGGAGGCACAAGCAGAGGUCCUGCUCCAUUGCUGGGCCCAUCGGUGUGUCUGUGGACUGGUCCACAGAGCUAGAUGAACUAAGAAGAAGACAGGGUGGCUGGGCCAAAUUCCCAGAGCAGGAGAAACCAGAAAAGAGUCACACAGGUGGGAUUUACUGGACACUGGGCUCCAGGAGAGCACAUGGCCGGCAGACCUCCACUACUGCAGUACCCUACCUGGAUGUCUUCUCUGGUCGUGCUCUGCUGGACUGGCUGUGCGUGGAUCAUGGGGAUGAGUCUACAGAAGAGGAGGCGAAAGAAUUGUGUCACCGAAUGUUGGUCCAGAGUCUGUUGCAACCCUUCAGUGACAGCACCGCAGAGCUUUAUGGUGACAGCACUCCCUCGGCUGUCUUUAAUGAGGAGCAGCUAUACACCUGGGCAUCUGUAGGCCUGCCGGUAUCGUCUCACCUGUGGGAACUCUAUGGGGGGCGAACCACAGGCAGAGAACAGAGCUUGAGACCCUCAUUGCAUCAAUCACCAGCUAAGACACCAGGAGCUCUACACUCUCAGACAGAUUCCAGCAGGUUGAAGUCAGGUCAGUCAUCCUCAGAGGAUGAAAGCUGUCUCAUCCCUCAGUUGGAGAGGACCAUCGAUGACCUGCGGAUUAAGAUUGCUGUGUUGCAGGGCCAGCAGUCUUCCUUGGCAAAAGGAAGCUUGGAUAUUAUGGGAGCUCUGGGAACUGCCCACCACAAGGCCUCACAGAUAAGAGGAGGAAGAUUGGGAAAGAUGAGCCAGGAGGUGUCUGUCCAGACCUCGCCAGUGGAGGAGGGUUUUAAAUUUGACGUGCCUUUCAAUGGAGGAUCAGGCAGCACGUCAUCCUCUGUGUCAUCCUCCAUCCCCAAAUCUACAGAGAGCUUUGUCUGCACGUGCCAGCAGAGGCGACAGGGCAGCGUCCGUCCAGCCCCCCUGCCCGUCCCUCCCCCUCCAAUCUCUGGAGGUAUGCCCCCGCCUCCACUAUCACCACCUUUACCAGGGGGCAUCGCUCCUUCUUCUCCCCCACCACCUCCCCCAUCCUUGCCUGGGCUUCGACCUUGUCCACCACCUCCUCCCCCACCUCCUCCUCCACCACCGCCUCCCCCACCUCCUCCUCCACCACCAGGUUUUGGACCUCCGCCACCUCCUCCCCUACCUGGUUUUGGACAUCCACCCCCUCCUCCUCCAGUGCCAGGUAUGGGCCCUCCUCCACCACCGCCUCCCCCUGGAAUGGGCCCCCCUCCUCCACCCCCACCCCCAGGCUUUGGGCCUCCACCACCACCAGGCUCCAUGCCCUCCAUGAUGGCCCAGGAAGCUCCCCCUGCCAAGGCUGUUAUAGAGCCCCCCAAGCCAAUGAAACCACUCUACUGGACACGCAUACAGCUGCAUGCUAAAAAACCCACUGACUCGCUGGUGUGGGAGAAAAUUGAGGAACCAACUGUGGACUUCAAAGAAUUUGUGGAACUAUUCUCCAAAGGUGCCGUGAAGGAGAAGAAAAAACCAAUUUCAGACACAUUCAGCAAGUCCAAGGCCAAGCAGGUGGUGAAGCUUUUGAGCAACAAGCGUUCACAGGCUGUGGGUAUUCUGAUGUCCAGCAUUCAUCUUGAUAUGAAGGACAUCCAGAAUGCCGUCCUAAAUAUGGAGAACACUGUCGUUGAUCUGGAGACUCUGCAAGCCCUUUAUGAAAAUAGAGCUCAAGCUGAUGAGCUUGAUGGCAUUAAAAAGCAUAUAAAAUCAGCCAAAGACAAGGAGGAUGCCAAGCCACUGGACAAGCCUGAACAGUUUCUAUUCCAGUUAUCUCAAAUCCCCAACUUCUCUGAACGAGUGUUCUGCAUCCUGUUUCAGUCAACUUUCCAUGAAUGUAUCACCUCAAUCCUCCGCAAAAUCGAAAUCCUUCAGAGAGUAUGCAAGACUCUCCAGAAUGGUGAGUUUGUAUUGCAGGUGCUUGGCCUGGUGCUGGCUUUUGGCAACUUCAUGAACGGAGGUAAUCGGUCUCGAGGGCAGGCUGAUGGCUUCACCUUGGACAUUCUGCCCAAACUGAAGGACGUUAAGAGCAGUGAUAACUCCCAGAGUCUUUUGUCCUACAUUGUUGCUUACUAUCUAAAGCACUUUGAUGAGGAUGCUGGCAAAGAGACUUGUGUCUACCCUCUGCCCGAGCCCCAGGACCUGUUCCAGGCCUCCCAGAUGAAGUUUGAGGACUUUCAAAGAGAUCUGCGCAAGCUGAGGAAAGACCUCAAUGCAUGCUCAGCUGAGACGGAGAAAGUUUGCAAGCUGUCCUCUGAAGUGAACCUGCAACCCUUUAAGGACAAGAUGGAAGGAUUUCUUAGCCAAGCAAAAACUGAACUGGAAACACAAGAGAAGCAGCUGGGAGACACUCAGAAGAUCUUCUUGGAGUUGAGCGUGUCCUUCUCAGUUAAACCCAAAGGAGGAGAGAAAGAGGUUUCUCUCAAUACUUUCUUCUCCAUUUGGCACGAGUUUUCCACUGAUUUCAAAGACCAGUGGAAGAAGCAGAAUAACCUGAUGUUAAAGGAACGUGUGAAAAAGGCAGAAGAGUGCUUCAAACAGGCCAGGGAGAAGGCUUCCUACAGUGUGAAACCUAAACAUGCAACUGGAAUAAAAGCAAAGCUGGGUCAGAAGAUCUGACGCAGAGAAUGGAAAAUUAUCAUCACUAAGCCUAUUGCACAAGCACUGUUUGUACAAUCUGACAAUGACUCAUCAGUCAUUUUUACAUUUAUUUGCUUCCAGUAUUUGUUUUCAAUUGAUUUAGACCUGUGGUUUAUUGUGAGUUGGUUCAAAGUGGAUAUUAUGUGAAUAUUGUUUAAAAGUGGAAUGAAAAAUCACAUUCUUAGCCCCCCUUUGAUAGCACUUGCACAAUUAAAUGAAAUAUUGCUACCAAAAGACACCCUUAAGCUGAGAUGAUUAAAUGUGGUUGAGUCAUUCGCCAGAAAAUGCUCAUUGGAGUCUGAAAAUUGUAACACUAUAUUCAGUAUUUUAUAAGCCAUAUGUAGCCUGUUUUCUUCUUAGUGCAAUUCCCAAGCCUAGUUUAUUAGGAUGGCAUGGACACUCCCUCUUUAUGUCUCCUUCCUUAAUGGUGAAAAGCACAGAAUUUUAUAACAUUUGUAUAAGAUAGGUAUAGAUCACCUGCCAGAUAGAAAGUGCCUUAUCUUACAGAGGAGAGGUAAAAAUGAGUGCUGUAGACAUAUCAUCUGUAUUUAAAUGUUACAUGUAAAGAAGAAAAUCUGUUUUACAUGGACUGAAACAUCACAUGCAAGUUCCAUCAUGUGUGUUUCAGAACCUAUUAAUGAUUAUACAUGUUUUACAUACAGCACCUUCCGCAUUGUGGUUUAAUAUCCAAAAGGCUGUGCAUACCUAAGCAGUGUGAUCUGAUGCAGACCUAAUUUUGUUUUAUUCCACAGUAUUGUCAACUUGCAUUAUGUUUUAAGCAAAAUACUAUGCAGUUUUGCCUUUCCAACUACAUUUGAGUGUGUGAACUCCCAUAUGCUAAUAGGGCAAUAGGACCAUGUGACGUGAUCAUGUGCAAUACCAACAAUAUGUUUUGAUUGAAUACCCUUGACCAUGAAAAAAAUAUAUUUAUUGAAUAAAAAGAAAUUACAUCAUUUUUUUUAAUAAAAAUUCUGCUGUU